This is a messenger RNA of Linnemannia hyalina, 468 nucleotides long. NCBI's taxonomy places the organism in Eukaryota, Fungi, Mortierellomycota, Mortierellomycetes, Mortierellales, Mortierellaceae. The record is from the annotation of a GenBank genome assembly.
AUGAAGGCCGUUAGAUUGAACACCAUCAUCAAUGCGUUGCGAGGACUGGCGGAGUCAGAGCCUGAGAUUCGUCAUGUUCAGUUGCCAGGCCUGGAGGAACAGUUGGAGGCUAUGGGAAGGACUUCUGCUACGACACCAGUGGGUGAUUCUCUGAUUGACGCGCUACGCAGCAGAGUUGAAGCGAAAGAUCAACAUGCCAAGAUGCUGCAAACGGUGGGAAUUUCGAAGACUCUCAGCAACAAUCCGGUGCAGCAUAUCUACACACCCCAGGACCUGGAUAACGCCCAUUCAGCCAAGCCGGCAACACGGCCCCUGCUGCGCGACUUUGAACAAACUAAGGCGAAUUCCAAGGACAGGAGAACUACAGAACUGCUGACCAAGAAGGCGUAUGCUGCUUCUGCAGCCAAAGAACGCCGUUUCACUCAGCCAUGUGGCAAGAACAAGGCUUCUUAUAGCACCGGAUUAUGA